GGUAAAUAUGUCGCGAUAGAGCAACGGAGAGGUGUGCACGUCGCGUGUUGAGACCAAUAACUAGUGUAUACCGGAAACGGAUUGAACAGAUGAUAAGUGGCUUUUUUGUCAUUGUGUGUUAAGUGUGUACCCGGGGCUCGGAGGAUUGGGAAGCAGAAUGGUACGAUGGAGCGAGAUAUAGCUCGAGACGCUCAGGAAGAGGCACAGCGGCAACGAGGCAGGGCGGCGGGCGAGACUGCAGAAGGGCUGAGAAAGAAGAAGUCGGCCAUCGAUUGCGGGAAACUGGGGUCAGGAUGAAUGAAUGAGUGAACAGUUGCAAGUGACUCUCGCCAAUAACCAGGUUAAGAUAUAGGAAGUGCGAGUUCGUAUGUAUGAAAUGAUAAGAAAUGAAGAGGGCGGAGAUGCUUCUCUGAAAGUUUGCAACGAGGCAGGGCAGCUCGGAGGGAGAUACCGAACUGCUUGAGCAGAGAAGGGAAAUCGAACGGGUGGCGGCUGAACAUCGGUCCGGCGCGUGACAAGCCGCGGACGGGGUACGAUACGCGAAACAGCUGACUGGCUGGGGACCAUGGCUGAGACAGAUGCGCGCUGAGUAAUUCAGUAAAAAGACAAAGGACGAUCAAAAAAACACGAAAACUCAAGGGGGAAUUUGAUGUUCCUGGCAGCACUUGACGUCGGGGUCUCUGUGUGUCGGGGUGAGUGGGAUGCGCAGAUGCGUAAAAGUGAGCGAGCGGGCUCGACAGCCAGGCGGACGCUGUGAGGGAGGGAUGAAUGAAUUGGAAGGGAGAGAUGUGCACGGACGUGAGCGGCAAGUGGGCAGAGUUUCGGAGGGCGGAUGUCGAGAUGCAGACGCGAUGCAUGACGCCAUUAGGACUGGUGUCAGGGGGCUGUCUGCACGCGUGGGAAGAGGGAUAUGAGUAUGAGGUCGUGUCUACGUAGUGCAUCGUCACUUUCGCCUCUCCCGUGCCCGGCCUGGCUCUGGUCCAUCCAUACUACUCUACACCACUGCACUCGCUAUGCCUUCUCCACUCAAUCCAGCAGCUGGCCAAUCCUCUGACAACUCCCUCCACUCAAAGCACUCCGCUACAGCCCAUCCCACCGACGCCGCCGCCGACCGCGAUCGCCAGUCCGACGCAAAGAACGGCUCUGCGACAAAGCUCCAGCAGCAGAACAAUCCACCCGCUCGUCCUCCGCUUCGUAGCAACUUCGAGCUAGAGCCAAACCCGUUUGAGCAGUCCUUUUCCGCCUCCUCCUCAUCCCUCUCCUCCCUGCGACACAGUGCAAAUCAGAGAAAUGGCGGCGACCCGUCCCCGUCCUCAUCGCGCAACAAGUCGCCCACAGGCGGUUCCAGCUCGACGAACGGCUCUUCAAACUCGCGCAAGAACUCGCUGAGCAAUGCCUCCCACCCGAAUAGCGACACCCCGAAGCCGAUCCUGCCCCCGCUCGCGUCAAUCACUUCCCCAUCCGACCCGAGUUACGCUUGGGCUUUCUCCUCCGCUAGCCUCACAAAUUCUCUCCGCGCUGGUCCACUGUCGCCUGCCAUGCUCGCUGGUCCGCAGACACAACAGCCAACGACGACGUCCCAAUCGGCAUCAUCAAUCGCAGCACUCGCUGCCAGCGCUGGCUCUAUGCACCCACCGCUGUUCGCAUUUGACCCGUCAGGAUCCUUCCGAACGGGUCUCACCCCGUCCACCGGCCUAACUCCCCUCGUCGGUGGUCCCGUUGCGUUCCCUCCGCCGUCGCCUAAUACCGCGGCAUUUCUGGCUAUGGUCAACUCGGGGUCUGCAGGCAGCGCCGCUGCUGCGACGAUAACGCCCAAUACCCUAAGCGCAUUGACCAGCGUGCUUCAGCAAUCCUCUGCUACGGCUUCUCAAACGGGUCAACAGGCCGCCGGUGGCACCUCCAACAACACUAAUAAUGCAGGUGCUCAGCAGUCUUCAUCACAGUCGCAAGUGGUUGUCCCGACAUCUGUGGCUCCAUCGCAGGUAGCUGCUCCCGCAUCGUCGGCUUAUCAAAGCAGUCCUCUAGCUUCUCAAUCACGGACUAAUAAUGGCAGUUCUGGCAAUAGUAACAAUUACCCAGAUGCCACGGGUGCUGCAAACCACGCUGCAAACGGACUUUUCCUUCUUUCUCAAGCGCACCAGGAACUCACCAAGCGCGAGGAAGCCCAGAAGCAGAGCUUGGCCCAGGCAAAUGGUGCCGCUGCAAAAGGAUCCGUGUCACAGAGCCAGACAGUUCAGUCCACGACGAAUGGUGCGAAUAAUGCCAAGCGAGGUACAAAGCGCAAGAGCGACAAUGCGAGUAUUUCAUCGGCUGCGUCCACGAAAACAAGUUCGUCAAAGAAGUCGAAAUCGUCGCCCACCAGCACACGCGCCCCUGCAGCCCGUCGCGGGAGUACAGUUAGCAAUCCAGACGGGGAGGAUGAAGGUGGAUUAGACGAAGAUGAAGAGUCCGAAGACGAACAGCAACAGCUGCCGCCUCCAUCGUCAGGCAAUAACAAGAAUAAGAAGCCUGAGACAGAAGAAGAAAAAAGAAAGAAUUUCUUGGAACGAAACCGUCAAGCCGCACUAAAAUGUCGUCAGCGAAAGAAGCAAUGGUUAGCACAACUACAGGCCAAGAACGAAUUCUUGCAAAACGAGAACGAACGGCUCACGGCUGCAUUAGUGGCCUCGCGAGAGGAAAUCUCCCGACUUUCUCAGCUUGUUGGCGGCGCUGGCGUGGGCCUUCCCUCCGGUGUUGUGCCCAUGGUAGGUGUAACGGGAAUGGGGGUUCAGCAACAGCAAGUUCACCACGCGCCAUAUAUGACCCAUCAACAGCAGCAUCAUCCUAUCGCAGUACCAGUAAGCCUGCCACAGGGCUCGGCGAGUAUCAACGCAACUGCCACCUCACCGUCGAUGGCUACCAAGCCAUCGCCGCACAUGCAGCAGCAUCACCAGGUCCAUCAGGUCCAUCACUCGCCGAAUCCGCACAGUCCAGCCAGUGACGGACGGAGCAGCCGUAGCAGCCUGCGUGAUGUGCGAGAUUAUGCGAACGGCGCGGUGGUGACCACUCGUGACAAUGGUGCACGGGAAUACGCUCGGGACAUGCGUGAGCGGGAGUUAGGGCACGUUCACGGGCAUGCACCUCAGGCGGUCGCGGUGAAUGGACGAGGGUAUGGAUAUUGAAUGGAGUGGAAGAGUAGGGGCAAGAGAGGUGAGGUAGUAAAACAAGAAACGAAUUUCUUGGUGGAACUCGAUGCAAUACCUAGGGUGGUAACAUAGGAGAAGGAGGUUGGGGUGUGUUUGACGAUUCCCAAUGGGCAGCAAGGUAAAGAGCUCAAAGGCGGUGUUUAUCCGGAUAUCGCAACACCUGCUUUCGAUAAACUCUUACGCUUCGUGGUCGGAUACAGGUUCGAUAUCUUUUCCCAAGAGAUUGGGACAUUGUUGCUUUACAAGGAUUGACAUCGGCUGGACCUGUAUUCAAAUCGGAGUGUUCGUCUUGCGCAUGCUACCCUAUCUUCACGCUUGAAUUGCACAGGACGAUUCUGACGGUCUCGCGAGCCGAUCAGCCGUGCACGAGCGUAAAUGACUUCUUGAACGGGAAUUCGAUGAGUCACUCCCUGGUUGAAGAAGCCCAUGCAUACGUGUUCGGCGCGAGGCUGACGUGUCAGGCGGGACGCGGUGGGCUUCUUUAACAGCGUUAUCUACCGCGUUUACAAGGAGAAGAAAAAAGGACUAAUUUACCGUUUGAAAUUGUAUUAUAUUCUCCUUUCCCCUUUUUUUUUACUCUGGCUCCUGCUGUGAAUGUUGGACUUCGACUUGACUGACGGAGUCCACUCGUGCUCUGUCUUUUUUCUCUUUACUUUACAAGCAUGCAUACACGAUCAUCAUCUCUUACGCAACACACGUGCAAUUCGUUCUAUAAUCUUUUUUACUCUCCUUUUCCUUCUCUUUCCUUUGUGCAUUCGUCUUUCUCCGAGGACCCUCCGUCCCGUAGUCAGCGCCAGCGCCUGACUUUUCAUCUUCGUUUCUGUUACUCUUUUUGACCUGUCCAUCGUGACUUUGUCCUUCCUCCCCC
Molecule: messenger RNA, 4053 nt
Organism: Fomitiporia mediterranea MF3/22
Lineage: Eukaryota; Fungi; Basidiomycota; Agaricomycetes; Hymenochaetales; Hymenochaetaceae
Exons: 3
Coding region: 1014-3161 (715 amino acids)
Biological process (GO): regulation of transcription by RNA polymerase II
Molecular function (GO): DNA-binding transcription factor activity, RNA polymerase II-specific; RNA polymerase II cis-regulatory region sequence-specific DNA binding
Source: RefSeq, a predicted model, not a curated record